Molecule: messenger RNA, 2118 nt
Organism: Emys orbicularis (European pond turtle)
Lineage: Eukaryota; Metazoa; Chordata; Testudines; Emydidae
Gene: ARNT2
Product: aryl hydrocarbon receptor nuclear translocator 2
Exons: 18
Coding region: 1-2118 (705 amino acids)
Biological process (GO): regulation of transcription by RNA polymerase II
Cellular component (GO): nucleus; aryl hydrocarbon receptor complex; cytoplasm
Molecular function (GO): protein dimerization activity; RNA polymerase II cis-regulatory region sequence-specific DNA binding; DNA-binding transcription factor activity, RNA polymerase II-specific
Source: RefSeq, a predicted model, not a curated record
AUGGCUUCAGAUAUUCCUGGAUCAGUGACAUUGCCGGUUGCACCUAUGGCAACAGGACAGGUGAGAAUGGCAGGAUCCAUGCCUGCUAGAGGAGGAAAGAGGCGUUCUGGAAUGGAGUUUGAUGAUGAAGAUGGGGAAGGUCCCAGCAAAUUUUCAAGGGAGAAUCAUAGUGAAAUUGAAAGACGCAGGAGAAAUAAGAUGACACAGUAUAUCACUGAGCUGUCGGACAUGGUGCCCACCUGCAGUGCAUUGGCCCGUAAACCUGACAAGCUGACAAUUCUGCGUAUGGCUGUUUCGCACAUGAAGUCUAUGAGGGGCACCGGAAAUAAAUCUACUGAUGGGGCAUAUAAGCCUUCUUUCCUAACGGAACAGGAACUGAAACAUCUUAUCCUUGAGGCUGCAGAUGGGUUCCUGUUUGUAGUUGCAGCUGAGACCGGGAGAGUCAUCUACGUAUCGGAUUCCGUUACUCCAGUGCUGAACCAGCCACAGUCAGAGUGGUUUGGCAGCACACUCUAUGAGCAGGUUCAUCCCGAUGAUGUGGAAAAGCUGAGAGAGCAACUGUGUACAUCUGAAAACUCUAUGACAGGGCGAAUUUUGGACUUGAAGACUGGAACAGUAAAGAAGGAAGGUCAGCAGUCCUCAAUGAGGAUGUGCAUGGGAUCAAGACGUUCCUUCAUUUGCAGAAUGAGGUGUGGAAAUGCCCCUUUGGAUCAUUUACCUCUGAACAGAAUAACCACCAUGCGAAAAAGAUACAGGAAUGGCCUAGGCCCAGUAAAAGAAGGAGAAGCACAGUAUGCAGUAGUCCACUGCACUGGAUAUAUCAAGGCCUGGCCACCAGCAGGAAUGACUAUACCAGAAGAAGAUGCAGAAGUGGGACAAGGUAGCAAAUAUUGCCUUGUGGCAAUAGGGAGGCUUCAGGUAACUAGCUCACCUGUGUGCAUGGACAUGAAUGGAAUGUCUGUUCCUACCGAGUUCUUGUCUAGACACAACUCUGAUGGAAUAAUCACAUUUGUUGAUCCAAGAUGUAUCAGUGUGAUUGGCUACCAACCACAGGAUCUUCUGGGAAAAGACAUUUUAGAAUUCUGCCAUCCGGAAGAUCAAAGCCAUUUGAGAGAGAGUUUCCAACAGGUUGUUAAACUGAAAGGCCAAGUCCUAUCUGUGAUGUAUCGUUUUCGUACCAAAAACCGGGAGUGGAUGUUAAUCAGGACCAGCAGCUUCACUUUUCAGAAUCCUUAUUCUGAUGAGAUUGAAUACAUCAUUUGCACCAACACUAACGUUAAACAGCUUCAGCAACAGCAAGCCGAGCUUGAAGUACAUCAGAGAGAUGGGUUGUCCUCCUAUGACUUAUCUCAGGUACCUGUUCCAAAUAUACCAACUAACGUUCAUGAGGGUGGAAAGCCAGUGGAGAAGCCAGACACUAUCUUCUCCCAGGAGCAGAAUCCUAGGUUUGCUGAGAUGUUUGCAGGAAUAACUGCUUCAGAUAAAAAAAUGAUGGCCUCUGCAUCCCCAGCGGGAAACCAACAGCUUUAUUCUCAGGGGAGCCCAUUCCAGCCAGGACAUUCAGGAAAGGCUUUCAGCUCAUCUGUGGUACAUGUGCCUGGUGUGAACGAUAUCCAGUCCUCUUCUUCAACAGGCCAAAAUUUGACACAGAUCUCUCGUCAGUUAAAUCAGAGUCAGGUUGCCUGGACGGGGAGUCGUCCACCAUUUCCAGGACAGCAAAUCCCAUCACAAUCUGGCAAGACGCAAUCAUCACCGUUUGGAAUUGGAACCAGUCAUACCUAUCCAGCUGAUCCAUCAUCGUACAGCCCUCUCUCUAGCCCAGCCACUUCUUCCCCAAGUGGAAAUGCCUACUCUAGCCUAGCAAACAGAGGUGCAGGGUUUGCUGAGAGUGGCCAAAGCAGUGGACAAUUCCAAGGGAGACCUUCGGAGGUCUGGUCCCAGUGGCAAAGCCAGCAUCAUAAUCAGCAAAGCAGUGACCAGCAUUCUCACCAGCAGCCCAGUCAGACUGAAGUCUUCCAAGACAUGCUGCCUAUGCCGGGCGAUCCCACACAGGGCACUGGCAAUUACAACAUUGAAGAUUUUGCUGAUUUGGGCAUGUUUCCACCAUUUUCUGAGUAA